This is a messenger RNA of Saccoglossus kowalevskii, 1235 nucleotides long. RefSeq lists its product as uncharacterized. Gene Ontology annotation, cellular component: cytoplasm. Gene Ontology annotation, molecular function: carbon-sulfur lyase activity; pyridoxal phosphate binding. Gene Ontology annotation, biological process: transsulfuration. The record is from RefSeq and is a predicted model, not a curated record. NCBI's taxonomy places the organism in Eukaryota, Metazoa, Hemichordata, Enteropneusta, Harrimaniidae.
AUGCCCCUAGACCCUCUAUGGUUUAUAAUAUUGUCUUUCAGUCCAAAAAAGAAGUGCAAGUUAGAAAAUGUUGAUUAUUUACAUCUGGAAGGUGUUCCAGAGAGUUAUCAUGACAGUGUUGAGUUACACAUAGAGACUAUAGCCGUAACAAGUAUACCAAGAAACAAAGCGUCACUAGCACGACCAGUAGUGCCACCCAUAUCUGUGGCUACCACAUAUGAAAUAGACAAAUGUGAGGAUUUUGCCGAAGCAAUCAAGAAUGAGUAUGUGUACAGUCGUUUUGGUAACCAUACAUGUCAGGUGGUUGCCGAGGUAAUCAACAAGUUAGAAGGUGGUAUUGGUGGUUUAGUGUUUUCCAGUGGAAUGGCCGCCAUCACAACAUCAUUAUUGGCUAAUUUAGAUGCAGGUGAUCAUUUGAUAGCACCAGAUCCUGUCUACAGUGGUACACAUAAGUACUUGGAACAAAUGCUGCCACAUCAUGGAGUUGAAAUAUCAUGGGUGACAGCAGGAUGUCAUGUUGAUGAAUAUAGAAAACUUGUCAAGAAAAACACAAAGGUGUUGUAUGCAGAAACGCCUGCUAAUCCAACAAUGGCAGUAACAGACAUGGAAGAAUUUGGUCGCCUUGGUAACAGUCUUCCUGGUGUUAUGACUAUGGUAGAUGCUACGUUUGCUAGUCCCUAUUUAUUACAACCAUUGAAAUAUGAUGUAGAUAUCUCUAUACAUAGCUGUACCAAAUAUUUGGGAGGGCACAGUGAUGUAUUAGCUGGAUUUGUUUCUACUCGACGACUUGAACUUUUUGAAAAGCUGAGUUCAUACCAGAAGAGCAUGGGCAGUACACUGUCACCAUUUGAUGCGUAUUUGUUAUUACGAGGUGUACGUACAUUGCAUGUACGCAUGGAUAGACAUAGCUCCAAUGCUUUAAGAAUAGCACAGUAUUUAGAACAACAUCCCAAGAUUUUAAAGGUUUACUAUCCUGGUUUGCCGUCGCAUCCCCAACAUGAGAUCGCAAAGAAACAAAUGAAAUUGUUUGGUGGAAUGGUUAGUUUUGAGCUGAAGGGAGGAUUGCAAGCCGGCAAGACAUUUGUAGAGAGUUUACGAAUCCCACAUUUAGCUGUGUCGUUGGGUGGUGUGGAAAGUCUAAUAGAACAUCCUGCUAGCAUGACACAUGGCAAAGCACUUUUAGGUGAAGAAGCAUUUAAACAAAGUACAGUUCCAUUGGGACUUGUACGAUUCAG